CUCAAAGUCCCUGUCACAUUGACGCGUUGCAUCACAGAUCAGCGAACCUUGCAACUCCACCGUAGUAUGGCCGAGCUCUGCUAUGUUUUGACUUCGUUGGAUCUCAGCGCUUCAAUCGAUACCUCCGAACCUUCUCGUCUCUAUCUUAUUACUAUGGUCGCAUUCUCUGUCCUGCGGCCGACGAUGCUGGCGCUUGGUCUGACCCUGGGCCUACCCGCCAUUCUCUAUUUCAGUAUUUUGGGAGCGUUGGUUGUCGCACCCUCACUACAAGCUCACGCAAUCUAUCUUCACAAAGUCGCUUUGACGUGGUUCAAGGAUCUCAACACACCGGAGCAAUUUGGAUUCGCUCAUCAUCAAGUUACACCCUUCUACAUCUCAACACCAGAUGGAGUCAAGCUGCACACAUGGCAUGUACUCCCUUUAGCGGCAUAUGAGUCACACCAGGAAGAGUUGUUGGCUCAAGGGCCAGACGGUGGAUUGGUAGACAAGUUUGAAGAAACUUUGAACUUCCGUCUACUAAAAGAGAACCCAAAUGCUCGCCUGGUACUUUACUUCCAUGGCACCAGUGGAACUAUGGCCAGUGGUUGGCGCCCUGAUAGCUACCGCUCCCUCUACUCAGCUGACCCAGUCAACACCCACGUUCUGACAUUUGAUUAUCGCGGGUAUGGAGAGUCCACCGGCUCACCAAGCGAAGAUGGUAUCAUCACGGAUGCUGUCACUAUUGCCAAUUGGGCUAUUCAUACUGCGGGCAUCCCCCCCGAGCGAAUCGUGAUCUUUGGACAAAGUCUGGGCUCAGCUGUGGCCAUUGCCCUGGUCAGCGAGCUCGCCCAGAAGACACCCUCCGUUCAUUUCGCUGGAUUGGUUGUUACAGCGACGUUCGCAGAUAUCCCCCAAUUGACUGCUACGUAUCGCAUUGGCGGCUUCAUCCCUGUGCUUUCACCAGUAGCCAAGGUGAAGCCGCUAUUCGCGUUCUUUGCGCGGCAGCUUUCCAGUACUUGGGACAACAUGUACAGGCUCGGCGAGUUUGUCAAGGCUGCUGAAAGGUACGAUAUCACUCUCCUGCAUGCCGAAGAUGACACAGAUAUUCCCAUGGAGCAUUCCAUCAAGCUUUAUAGGGAAGCCGUCCGUGCUGCAGAGGGUGUCAAGGGCUUGACCGAGAAUGAGGGCGCACUCCUCAGCAGGAUAAGCAGCCUCGAGAAAGGUCGCGGAGAAGGAGGCUCAAUUACCGUCUGGCCUACCAGCAAGGGCAACAUUAGACUCGAGAUUUUGAAGUAUGGAGUUCAUGACAAGAUCAUGGCGUAUCCUGCGACUGGGCUUGCGAUCAGCCGGGCGUUCGCUUCGGUUCAGAAAUAGAAGGGCAUAGAAUAUACAGAAUAUACACACGGUUUCUCUCCCCCAUUCAACUCCAUGCCACUCUGGCAUGGGAAGAUGACUCUGCCCACCCUGCGUAUCAGCUCUAAAGCUAGCACAAUCA
Fusarium odoratissimum NRRL 54006 is the source of this 1474-nucleotide messenger RNA. RefSeq lists its product as uncharacterized. Lineage: Eukaryota; Fungi; Ascomycota; Sordariomycetes; Hypocreales; Nectriaceae. The transcript has a single exon. The record is from RefSeq and is a predicted model, not a curated record. The coding region runs from base 67 to 1353 and encodes 428 amino acids.